Cornus florida is the source of this 2317-nucleotide messenger RNA. Its product is annotated as transcription termination factor MTERF2, chloroplastic. The coding region runs from base 80 to 2140 and encodes 686 amino acids. NCBI's taxonomy places the organism in Eukaryota, Viridiplantae, Streptophyta, Magnoliopsida, Cornales, Cornaceae. Gene Ontology annotation, molecular function: double-stranded DNA binding. The record is from RefSeq and is a predicted model, not a curated record. The transcript has 6 exons. Gene Ontology annotation, biological process: regulation of DNA-templated transcription.
UAGACAGAAAAACUGCCAUUGUAGUUGUGUUCAGAUCGUGUCCUCAUCGAGCAACUCUAUCCAUUUGUGUGUGUUGAAGAUGUUAUCAUACCCACAACACCCUCACUACUCUCACCUCUCCCUCAAUCCCAACCCCCACUUCCAAAAUCCCCGUAACCCCAAUUCAACCACCGUCUUCCUCCAGCUCUCCACCACCCUCCGCCACCGCCCCUUCACCAUCUCUUCCUCCGCCACUUACCACCACAACAACCACCAGACUAUCUCAAACCCAGACACCACCACCACCACCACCACGAACACAAACAACGAACAAGAAAUCAACCGAACCCACAACGCCAAAUCCACAACCCUCCUCCGCCACCUCUCAUACCACCAAGAACAAAACUCAGAACCACAACAGCUUCAUCAACAAGAACAUGCCAUACCAGAAGAGGACAAAGUGAAGCUUAUAAAAAUGUCGCUUGCGAGAAAACGAACCCCUCAAUUUCCAGGUUCUAUCUACGUACAGUCCCCAAGCGACGUCGAUGUGAGCACUUCUUUGCCGCCUCUUCAGCGAGUAAUUGGCGGCAAAGACGACGAUGACGGUGAGAUGCUGAUGAGGGCUCUUGAGAUUAGGCGCAAAGUGACGGUGGAGAUCUUUAAGGAAGCAAUGAGAAAGGGCAAGUUUGGGAUCACGUACUCUACUAAUUUGGUUUCGAAGUUGUCUGAUUUCAUUGAUUAUGUGAUGAUUGAAGCUGCUUCGAUGAAGCGAUUGCCCGAAUUUUCACAAUCGUCAUUCAAUGUUCGUGCUAAGAUCACCAUAGAUAACUCUAAUGUCGUCCCACUAAUCAGGUGGUUGAAACACAAUUCAUUGUCAUAUCCCCAAAUUGGGAAGAUCAUAUGCAUGUCAAGAGGAAAUGUUGAUUCCAUAAGACGUACUGCGGAAUGGUUGAAGUCAAUUCAUGUGAAGGAGAGAUUUAUUGGAGUCGCAUUGAUGAGAGCAGGAGGGAAUAUAUUGGAGCGUAGUACAGAGGAAUUGGAUGAAAUUGUUGUGUAUCUGGAAAGCCAUGGAGUCAGGAGGGAUUGGAUGGGUUGUGUCAUGAGCCGAUGUCCUGAACUGUUGUUUUACAGCAUGGAAGAAGUGAAAUCUCGUGUGCAAUACUACUUGGAUAUGGGUAUGAAUGAUGAGGAUUUUGGCACAAUGGUGUUUGAUUAUCCCAAGGUGCUUGGAUACUUUUCUAUGGAAGAGAUGAACCAAAAGGUUGCUUAUCUGAAAGAGUUUGGCCUCGGUAAUGAAGAUGUUGGGAGAUUACUAGCAUUUAAGCCACAACUGAUGGGCUGUAGCAUUGAAGAAAGAUGGAAACCUCUUGUUAAGUAUUUAUACUACCUUGGGAUUUCCCGAGAUGGUAUGAGGAGAAUUCUUACUAUUAAGCCUAUCGUUUUCUGUGUUGAUUUGGAGAGCAUCAUUGCGCCAAAGGUACAAUUUUUGCUGGACAUAGGUGUUCAAGAAGAUGCCAUUGGCAAUAUGCUUGUCAAGUUUCCUCCAUUACUAACAUACAGCCUCUACAAGAAAAUCCGACCAGUGGUUAUAUUCUUGUUGACAAAAGCUGGUGUCACCCAGAAGGAUAUUGGGAAAGUGAUAGCUUUGGGACCAGAACUCUUGGGAUGCAGCAUAGCAUAUAAACUGGAUGUUAGUGUGAAGUAUUUUCUGUCACUUGGCAUUUCUCUUCGAGUGUUGGGUGAGAUGAUUGCAGAUUUUCCAAUGCUACUCCGGUAUAACAUAGAUGUCCUUCGUCCCAAGUAUCGAUACUUGCGGAGAAUCAUGGUCCGUCCUUUGGAGGAUCUUAUUGAGUUUCCAAGGUUUUUCAGCUAUUCUCUUGAUGGCCGUAUAGUUCCGAGACACAAGGUUCUGAUGGAGAACCGGAUAAAUUUUAAGCUGCGAUAUAUGUUGGCAAGCACAGAUGAAGAGUUUGAUCAGAGGGUUCAGGCUGCAGUUGAAAGGCGCCGACGAUUUGAGUCUGGUAUUGUGGAUGAACACCUGUCAGAUUCUAAAACUGAUGGCUCCGUGGAGAGUACACUAGUUGAUUUUCCUAGAGAUGAAUAUUCUUCCUGUGAUUCUCAAACAACAAAUUGCUCAGUAGAAAGAACACAGCUAAAUUAAUCUGAAAGUGUGGAUUAUCUAACCUUUUUUUUCUCCGCAGUAGAUGAUAAUCUUUACAAUUCCGCUUUGAACAUAUUUCCCAUUUUUCAUAUCUGUACAUAUGACGGUCAAUCAUAUUAAUAUUUUUGUUACAAAGUUAAAUUUCUUGUAUUAAAGUAUAAAAAACAUUUUUUGUCA